This is a messenger RNA of Dama dama (fallow deer), 2306 nucleotides long. RefSeq names its product zinc finger protein 165 (gene ZNF165). The transcript has 4 exons. Gene Ontology annotation, molecular function: RNA polymerase II cis-regulatory region sequence-specific DNA binding; DNA-binding transcription factor activity, RNA polymerase II-specific. The coding region runs from base 816 to 2270 and encodes 484 amino acids. The record is from RefSeq and is a predicted model, not a curated record. Gene Ontology annotation, biological process: regulation of transcription by RNA polymerase II. NCBI's taxonomy places the organism in Eukaryota, Metazoa, Chordata, Mammalia, Artiodactyla, Cervidae.
UUCGGGAUUGCAACAGCCCUGUGACACGCUGGACCUGGGACCUCAGAGGAAUCCCGAGGAAAUGUGGAACUAGGUUUGGCGUUGGGAAAGCGUUUGCGCCGGCCUAUAUCUGGACUGGAUAGGGGUUUCCAUAGUUACCCCGCCGCGCGUGACGUCAUCGUUGAGCGCUGAGAGGGCGUGGUUUGGGGGACUACGGGCCUUCCUGCUGGCUGAGAUUUUGGGGUCACUGGGAAAAGAAGUGGCCUGACCCAGUUGGGCGAGGCGGGGGAAGGGUGGCAUCUGUCUCGGGCCGACUGCGUUGUGCCAGAAGAAACUGCCCCAGAGUCCACCCCAGAGUCCUGCUCUCAUCCUGGGAGGAGUAACCCGCGUUUUUGUACGAAAAGUGGGACAGCUACAGCAUCCUCAUGAAAUUUAUUCACAUAGUAAAUAUUUAGUAUUCCCUGUGUACUAGGGAUGCCUAGAAACUAAUAUUGAAACGAAUAUCGCGUUCUAGAAGGAGAGACCAGACAGCAAAGCAAGCAAGUUAGUUGGAAGACCGGAAAAUGCCUCUGUGAGAAACUUAAGGUGCUGUGAGGGCCUUCGUCAUCACGCACUGUGAAUCCCCUGUUCCACUCUGUGACCUCUACUGGAGGUAUAGCCCCGCACACCUCAUACUUCUAUCCCAUGGUACACACCCGGAAGCUACCCAUCCACCAAGAACCUACUCAUCCAACAGGAAACCUCCACAUUACCAGUUCUCCAAUGAGAGUUCUUAAAACUAAAAAAGGCUCUUCACAGAGCAGAAGUGGGAUUCUGAUAAUACAGUUUAUUUCAAGAUGGCAACUGAAUCAAAGAAAGCUGCAGCUCAGAACCUUCUGGAGGAUGAAGGACUUCUGAUAGUGAAGAUGGAAGAGGAAGAUUUUGUCUGGAGGCAGGAUGCUUGCUCACAGAGGAAUGAUCCCCUCAGGCAGGAGCUCUGCCGGCGGCUGUUCCGGCAGUUCUGCUACCAGGAUUCUCCCGGGCCCCGAGAGGCACUGAGCCAGCUCCGGGAGCUCUGCUGUCAGUGGCUGAAGCCAGAAACCCAGACCAAGGAGCAAAUCCUGGAGCUGCUAAUUCUGGAACAGUUCCUGGCCAUCCUGCCAGAGGAUCUGCAGGCUUGGGUGCGUGAACAUUACCCAGAGAGUGGAGAGGAGGCAGUGACCCUACUGGAAGAUUUAGAGAGAGGCACUGAUGAAGCUGUACUCCAGAUUCCAGUCUGUGGACAUGGACAAGAACCAUUCAGGAGAAAAGUGGCAACUCCUGGGCCAGCACUUAGUGUCCAGUUCCAGCCAGUGGACACCACGGCCCUCCAUGGUUCUUCAGAACUCCAGCUCCUACUGGACUGUGAUAACAAGAGUGAAAACAAUGAAUCCAUGCCAAAGCUGGACAUUUAUGAGAAAAUGGAAUCACCGAGAACUGUAUCAGGAAGAAUUUCAGAAUUUGUGUCAGAAGGAUCUGCUGAGCCUCAAGACAUCUGUAAGUCUGCAGGCAAGAUAAAGAGGCAGCAGGAAAAAGACUCAGGGGAGUCUCGGAAAUCAUCAUCCGCUCAGGAUGCAGCUUUCAGUAAAAUCCUCACCCACAAAAAUACACUUACAGGUGAAAUAAGCCAUGAUGGCUGUGAGAGAAACUUAAAUCUGAACUCAAAUGAAUUUACACACCAGAAAUCUUGUAAACACAGUACAUGUGACCAAAGUUUCAAAUGGAAUUCAGAUUUUAUUAAGCAUCAGAGGAUUUAUGCUGGAGAAAAAAUUCACCCAUGUGGGAAAUCUCUCAAGAACCCAAACCUUAUUAAACAUGCAGCAGUUUUCACUGGCGAGAAGACCCAUCAGUGUAAUGAAUGUGGAAAAGCUUUCAGACACAGCUCAAAGCUUAUUAGGCAUCAGAGAAUCCACACUGGAGAGAGACCCUAUGAAUGUAAUGAGUGUGGAAAAGGCUUUGGGGGGAGCUCAGAUCUGAUUAGACACCAAAGGAUUCACACUGGGGAGAGACCCUUUGAAUGCAAAGAAUGUGGGAGAGCAUUCAGCCUGAACUCACAUCUUAUCCUGCAUCAGAGAAUUCACACCAGGGAGAAACCCUAUGAAUGUAGUGAAUGUGGAAAAACCUUCAGAGUGAGUUCACACCUUAUUCGACACUUGAGAAUCCACACUGGAGAGAAACCCUAUGAAUGCAGUGAGUGUGGAAGAGCCUUCAGUCAGAGCUCACACCUUAGUCAACAUCAGAGAAUUCACAAGAGGGAAAACCUGUUCAUGUAAAGAACUUAAAUUCAUAGGAAAUAGAACAGGAAAAUU